GCUUCGGUCAAGACAGCGAGCGAGAAGACACCUGACCACCUCUAAACCUCUACCAAGCUUCUCCAGCCCUGUCGGAUCCUGUCUUCACGCUGAACAACUUCUAGCCUCUGUUAGGCCAGUCGACAGACCCGCUCUACUCAGCCAGGAGUGACUGAACGCGGGGAGCAGAGAGACCUUGGCCCCUCUCGUCCAGAACAGAACCAAACAGACAAAGGCUUUUAUGAAGGUCAUCUAGACAGACUGUCCAGUAUGGCGAACAAGGUGACCCAGAUUUCACGAGAGGACCUGGAGGAGCUCCGAGAGGCUUUCAACAGGAUCGACACUGACAACAGUGGUUUUGUCAGUGACUUUGAGCUGCAGGAGCUGUUCAGAGAGGCUAGUUUCUCCAUGCCAGGCUAUAGAGUCAGAGACAUAGUGGAGAUCUUCGUAGCAGGAGACACCAACAAGGACGGGAAGAUCAGUUUUGAAGAGUUUGUCUCGAUCUACCAGGAGCUGAAGAGUAAGGAGCUCAGUGAGACGUUCAAGAAAACCAUCGCCAGGAGAGAAGGGAUACAAUCCUUUGGAGGAUUGUCAGGAAUCUCCAGCGAGGGAACACAGCACUCCUACUCAGUAGAAGACGGAGAGAAAAGGGGGGUUUGUAACUGGAUCAACAAGUCUCUGGCCAAAGAUGAAGUGAAACACCUUCUACCCAUGAACCCUGACGAGGGACAGUUCUUCAAAUCAGUAAAGGAUGGGAUCCUGCUCUGUAAAAUGAUCAACCUCUCCCAGUCUGACACCAUCGAUGAGAGAGUCAUCAACACCAAGAAACACAACUUCACCAUGACCGAAAACCUGAUGCUGGCGAUAAACUCUGCGUUGUCUAUCGGGCUGUACAGUGUCAACAUCGACGCCCCUGACCUGAUGGCUGGGAAACCCCACCUGGUGCUGGGCCUGCUUUGGCAGAUUAUCAAGAUAGGACUGUUUGCUGACAUAAGAGAUCAGCAGCAACGAAGCCGAUUGGCUGAUUGUGUUUAUUUGCAGCUCUUUAUUAACCUGCUGUCUGAGGGGGAGGAGUUAGAGCACCUGAUGUCAUUGUCUCCUGAAGAACUGUUGCUACGCUGGGUCAACCAUCACCUAGGCAACGCUGGGGCCCAACCAAUCAGCAACUUCAGCCAAGACAUCAAGGAUUCCAGGGCAUUCUACCUGUUGGACCAGAUCUCACCUAAAGGAGAGGACAUAGACGAGAUGGCCAUCCACAUCGAUAUGACCGGCAUCAAUGAGCGUGACGACGAACGCAGGGCAGAGAUGAUGCGCCAGGCAGCCCGUCUGGACUGCAGACAGUUUGUGUCUCCUAUGGAUGUGGUGUCUGGCAACAGCAAGCUGAACCUGGCCUUCGUAGCCAACCUCUUCAACACACACCCGGCCCUGAAGAGGACUAACAGCAACAACAUAGACACAGCACUCAGAGAGGUGAGCUGCGAC
Messenger RNA from Salvelinus sp. IW2-2015, 1461 nucleotides. The record is from RefSeq and is a predicted model, not a curated record. Lineage: Eukaryota; Metazoa; Chordata; Actinopteri; Salmoniformes; Salmonidae.